GCAGAGGCAGGUAGCAGAGGAGCAGCCCCCCGGCUUGGUGGACGCAUCCGUGGAUCGGCAUUCCUCCACCAUGCCGGUGCGGGGCAAGAGGCGACGAGUGGAUGCUGUCGGCUCGUUCGACCUAUGAGACACCGGCAGCUCCUUUUAACUCCGCAUGUCAAAGUUUACAUUUUCAUGACGCAGCAGCAGCAGCAGCAGUGUGGAUGGAUUAAAGGUAUGAGCAGGAGGUCUUGAGCUCAAUACCCCCAUGCCAUUUACGCGUAGAUCCACAGCAUUACUGAGAGUGACUGUACAUGGAUUAAAUACAUUGGAGCUGUUGUAUGAAACAUGGGAGACCUGGAGUGUGGUUUUGAGGAAAUGCAAGGGGUGAGACUGGGAUACCUGCUCAUCCAAGGCAAGCAAAUGUUUGCUUUGUCCCAGGUCUUCACCGACCUGCUGAAGAACAUCCCUCGGACCACGGUGCACAAGCGCAUGGACCACCUGAAGGUGAAGAAGCACCACUGCGACCUGGAGGAGCUGCGCAAGCUCAAGGCAAUACACUCAAUAGCUUUCCACGCCGCGAAGUGCACGCUGAUAUCGCGGGAGGACGUGGAGGCACUGUACUUCUCCUGCAAGACGGAGCGGGUGUUGAAGUCCAACAAAAGGAAAGCAAAAGCGCCGCUUCCCCCCGGGGAGGUGGACGCAUCUCCGGGGCUGCUCAGCGCCGACGCCGCCGAGCUGUGGAGGGAGAAAGUUUGGUUCAGUUUGCACGGCGUCCCGGAGACUCUCGCGCUCCACAGCAAGGCGGACAGGCGGAGAGAGCUGGCUCCCUGCCUCACCGACUCCAAACUACCUCAAUUUUACCACAAAACCCACGGCCGGGAUUUCCGUGCGGCGACUAAAUCCGGUCACAAACACUUUAAAAACUAUGAAACAUCUAAAAUAACAGGGAACUGCGUUACUUUGAGCCAAAGGCACGCGGUUUACCGGAGCGCGGUGAGCCGGCAGCCCGUGGUGCUCCAGUCCGCCAUAGCUGCUCAGUCCAGGCUCUCGCGCUCCGCCGGCGACCUACUUCACAAGAGGAAGAGGAGGCGCGAGGGGGGCGGCGGCAAGGACAGCGCGAGGCACUCGUGGAGCAGGAGCAGGCACGCGCACCAGCACGUACCGCCGGUUCUGCUCGUGCAACCCAAACCAACCGGCAGCCACGGGACCUCUUUCGGUGCUUUCCACCUCGGCCAGGAUUUCUAUCUCCACCCGAGAGCCCAGCACCAUCACCACCACCAGCAGCACCAUCACCAGCACCAGGAGCAGUCUUUCACGGAGAGCUACAGCAGCGACACCGAGUCCAGCACCUACUCGGACCGGGCGUACCCCGACUCAGAUUUUGGAUCGGGCUUCUCCACCACCAGCAACUCCGGUAGCUCCGAGGAGGAAGAGGACGAGGAUGACACCCAGUCGGAGAGUUCAGAGGUCAGCUCAGAAGACGAGGAGAGCUCCUCACAGUCCGACUCCAGCUCGGUUUCGAGCCGGGUCUCGGUGCAGAGCAUCCGGUUCAGACGCGCCCGGGUCGGGUCUCUGUCCAAAAGCGUCACCACUAGUAAAGCACCUUUGGUCCUGCAGCCCACGUUUCACUACAACAACGAGAAGCAGCACAGGACACUCGGGCAUGUUGCCCCCUCGCACACGGGAGACAGCAGACAGGAGAAAAGGCAAAAAUGUGAAUUUAUCUGCAGUGAAUACAGAAAGGACCUGGGACCCAUACAGCCACCACAAUUUUACUCAGCUGUGGGUGAGAGCUUCAAAAGGGAAAAGGCUUGUGAUGCUGAUCCUGAUGUGGAGCUGCCCUCCUAUUCACCGGGACUCACCCGGAGCAAGGCCUUUCACCCCACACGCAGGACACCCGGGUAUCCCAUCAAAUGCCCCCCGGGACUGAGCGCACAGUGGGACCAGGACAUGUUUCCCAAAUGUGCCGAUACAAGGGAGGCGAAAGUCACCACCUUAAAACUGCCAACCCCACUGAGGAAAAUAAAGGCCGAGACGGAGGAGGCCCCUGUGACCGCCGCCCCCCACUCGGACCGCGGCAGGGCGGCCAGGACACCUCCCUUCAACCUCCACAAUGUGAAAGUUAAAGUGGAGGAAAGCUGUGAUGAAUAUGAAUACCAGAGCCGGGCCUCUGUAGUCAAAUGUAAAGGAGACAAUAAGGCGGAGAGCAGCUAUGGCCUGCAUAUCAGCGGUGCCACCAUCAAGCAGGGGGACUUUUUCAAUAGCGGGAUUAAAGCCACAGAUAAGAGCCCUGGUGUGGCCCCCAGGUCCCCAUGUGGCCCUCAGGAAUGCAGCAGCACCCAGGACGCAUCGUGCACAGAUGAGGGGGAGCCAAGGCACAGAACCCUGAAGGCUGCGGUGCUGGGGAACAAGAAAGACCGAGUUUCCAGGUUGCAAACAAAACAGAACGUGCCCAGGGUCAACAAGGCUGCCCUGUCUUCUUCUUUUUCCACCUCCUCCUCGUCCUCUUCUUCUUCGUCUUCUACUUCUUCUUCAUGCUCCUCUUCCUCCUCUCGUCAGGAGGCGGCCACCGAGGAUUUACCGAGCAGACGCAAACGCAGCAGCAGCGCCAGUACCGCAGCACCGGCCGCAAAAUUGCCUUUCAGCCUGAUGGCGAAUUUCCCCUCCCCGCCGUCGCUGGUUGUUGGCAACGACGGGGAUUUGUGCCCCGCUUACUCCCUGAACUCGCUGAGGGGCCCCGGGCCUCCCCCUCCGUCCCACCCCGUGUGGAGGUGGCAGCCAGGCGUCCACAUUCUCCCUCCCCCACACACUCAGAGAACGAGGAAAUACUGAGGGUUUAAAAAAAAAACAAGCAAAACAACAAAACCCCCCACCACGGUGGCCAUCUCCAACACAAUCGUAGCCAGAGUCUUAACGUGAGCGCAGCAGAACUGCUCCAAACUUUUGUCGGUCUGUAUUUUUUCCGCCUCCCCCUCAUCCCUUCUUCUUUUUUUUCCCUCCUGUGAAUGGAUAUACAUUCCUGCUUUGUUUUGAGAUUUGAUGGAGGAAAACCUACACGAUCUGCCCCCCUCUCGGAGCCUCACGCACACGGGACUGUGAGACACCGCUCGUGGAUUUACGCUUAAAAAAGUUGUGUUUUAUUUUCCUCAAUAAGCUACAAACCCUAAGCAAUAUGUUAGGUUCUCGUUGUUGUGUUUACUUGAUUUUUUUAUUAUAAUUAUUGUUCUCUAAACUCGACUGUUUCUCCUUCGCCUUUCGACUUGUUGGAUUGUAUGAUGCCAGGGUUUCAGUGGUUUUUGCUUUGUCUGAAAAAAGAGGGGGGAAAUCCCAGCAAUCUUUGGGAUGAGGCUAAUUUUAGUUUAAGAUGGUGCUGCGUUUGAUUUAAAUCUAAAAACAAAGAAAGAAAAAGUCAGGGUUUCAAUUCUGUGCCACUAAAAGCUGUGUUUUCUUUCAUGAGUGUCACGCUGUCCGGCUUGGCCACACUGGUUUUCAAGUGUUCAGCUUCAGAGGAUUCUUAUGAAAAUGGGUUUUAUCAGUGUCAGUCUAUACCUUCUCACAGUUAAGCCUUUAUUAGAUUCGACAGGGAAUUAUUCCUGGUGGUUGUGGGUUUUUUCCAGAGUGCUUGUGAUCUGGUUUUCAGUCUUUUUUUCUUUUUCUGUUCUGCGCAGUAUUUCCUGGUUGUGUGUGCGCCGCCAGCGUGUGUGACGGCGCACAGACGCAGGGCCCAGACACAACACACAGGCCUUAUGUACUCAGACAAUCACAUGAAGGAAUAAGGCUCAGACCUUCACAGCGCCACACACUCGGUUCGUGUCCCCGUCAAGUCCCUUUGGACACCGGUGGCGUGUGCGCGUUAUUGCUGUGCCAUAGGUUUGCGUCUCUUUGCGCGUUCAGGGACACGGCAAUAAAUCAGGAAAAUAACGUGCACACACAAUGGCGAUGUCCAAUAUAGGGUUUUCAUGUGGGAUGUGAAUCAGAGGGGAAAAAUAAAUGAACCAGCACCAAAAACGCGUGAAACACAUUCUAUAGCUACACUGGCUACUCAGAAACAAUGCGACAAAGCACAAGUGAUGCACUUUGCUACCAUUGGGGGGGUCUUGAUUUAGCUUUAGUGGUGUCUGACUACAGUAUGGAACAUUAUGUUGGGGAGAUGUUGACAGAAAGAAAAACAAGAAAAUAAAAAGGAUAAGACUGUUGGAUGUAGACAAAAAGACCAAGAAGGUGCAUUCAAUUCCUUGCACUUUGGAGGAUUCUUUAGGUUUUCUGGUUUCCUAUAUGCUGAAUCCAGUGUUGUUCAUUAUUCUUUUUUAAGUAGAAUUAAAUUCUCUCCAUCUGAGGAAUAAAGACGUAAUUUAUUCCUCCAUUAUUGGCUGAGACACCCAAAAUACAAUUAACUUUUUUUUUAAUUUAAGAGCCAAUACGCUUUCCUCACAUAAUCUCAAAUUACCACAUCAAUGUAGACUCAGUGAAUGUACUACCCCGUCUCGCCCCCACAUUUUUAGUUGCACACACUUUUUAAAGGCUCAAGCUGCACCUACAUGUAGGUAUAUGGACUAUGCCUACAUGCCUGGAUGCUUUUAAUGGCCAGACCCGGCUUAAUUGGCAGGCUUCUGUCAGCCACAAAAGGAGAGGAGGCCCAGCUUAUGGCGAGCCGGAUCACAACAAACCCAAAGCCCAGAGAAUGAUGUCAGCCUCCUCACAAGCACAUGCAGCAAAAAGGGGGCACAUUCAUUCAGAGGAUUGUAGGAACCAUUUAAAGGGUGAUUGUAAAAUUUAAAAAAAGACAGCGAGUGAGAGAGAGUCAGAGAGAGUUUGGGGGGAAGGUGGAAAGAUGUCCAAAUAGCAAGUUUCACUCAAUCAGCGUUGGCACAAGAUGUUUGUUCAGUCAUGAAGCCACCAGCUCACUGUGGGCCUUAUUUUUUCCUUUACUUUGAGGCUGGGGCCAACAACUCUAACUUGAACUCAAGAUAUUCUCAGCCUGUAAAGAGGAUAUUUCUGGAGCUAUAUGACACAAGCCGGUGGUGUGUGUGUGUGUGUGUGUUUGUGCAGGCUACAGCAGUAAAACGGAGGGGGUUGCACAGGGUCGAGGAGGAGGAGGGUGGCGGUGGUGGUAUGGGGUGAUGGGGAGGGGGUCGCUGUGUUGCAAGAGCGAAGCUUUCAACCUUUAAUCCGCAUGUCAAAAGCACAGGCUGCACGGCAUAGGAGGAAGAGGAAUAGCCGUGCGUAAAGCAGUGCGGGUUACCCCCCCCCCCCCCCCCCCCCUCCUCUCUCUCUCUCUCUCUCUCUGACACACACACACACACACUCCACCCUCACCACCCCAAUGACGCACCAGCCUAUUCUCACGCAGCGCUCACAAUGCACGGCUGACGGACGGGGAUGGUGGUAAUGGCCUGUUGGGAGGACCCCUUUUUUCCACCAUUAUGACAAAUAGCGCCCCGACAGUGACGCUAUCAAUGUCAACAAUUGCAUCGUGCUGCAGAUAGAGGCUGCACGCACUCUUUCUCCUCCUCUUCCUCUUCUCUCACUCAUCCACUUAUUCCUUCUUUUUUUUAUAUACAAUACUUGAGGUCAGCUUUCUUGACAUGGAAUUUGAAGUCACUGGUUGUUUAUAUGAGACUGAAUAUUUAUUUUUGUGAAGUUUUCUGAGGUUUCUUGUAUAUUGAAUUUUUUUGGGGGUUGUGAAUAUAUAUAUCUAUAUAUAUCGUACAGCUGCACCCGAAAUGGAAACUUGAACGGUGGAUUUCUGAAGCACUUUCCCUUUCUUUUUUAUUCUGAAGCAUUCAUUAAAAGC
Platichthys flesus (European flounder) is the source of this 5776-nucleotide messenger RNA. RefSeq names its product SKI/DACH domain containing 1 (gene skida1). Lineage: Eukaryota; Metazoa; Chordata; Actinopteri; Pleuronectiformes; Pleuronectidae. The record is from RefSeq and is a predicted model, not a curated record. The transcript has a single exon. The coding region runs from base 328 to 2814 and encodes 828 amino acids.